This is a messenger RNA of Melanaphis sacchari, 2307 nucleotides long. RefSeq lists its product as uncharacterized. Gene Ontology annotation, molecular function: nucleic acid binding; RNA-DNA hybrid ribonuclease activity. The transcript is spliced from 4 exons. Lineage: Eukaryota; Metazoa; Arthropoda; Insecta; Hemiptera; Aphididae. The record is from RefSeq and is a predicted model, not a curated record. Bases 1 to 2307 code for a protein of 768 amino acids.
AUGACACUCUUAUCCACCAAAACACUGCCACCUCCUUACUCAUAUAGAUGGAAAUUAAAAAACCCGGACUGGUUUUUUUUUAAUACUCUAGUUGAUUCUUUUAUGCAAGAAAAUCCCCAAUCUGAUACCAGCACAAUAGAGAACGAUAUCACGUUCAUUUCAGAGUCCAUUAUUAGAGCUGCAGAAAUAGCCAUAGGAAAAACAUCCAACUCGAUUAAAAGAAACCGAGUUCCCUGGUGGAAUGACCUAAUAAGAGAGUCAAUCAAACAAAAAAACAAAGCUCUAAAAACGUUCCAAAACUCAAAAAACAUUUUGGGACCUAAAGCUGACUCAGUUCUGAUAUGGCGCAGAGUUGGGUCACUCCGAGGCUUCUCCAAGAACCACCAUGUCCACAUCAUGAAAGACACAAAAUUAUGCGCUGAUCCCGACGAGGUAUCCAAUCUCCUAGGAGACUCCUUCUACCAUAAUAGCUCGGAUGAAAAUUACAAUACAACUUUCUUUGAAAACAACGUACAUAUGAGGAACCAACAUCUUAUUUCUAACAUCAGCCCACAUCUUAAUGAACAAACAAAACUCAACUCUCCAAUACUGACCUUCCAGGUUAAGAGCAACGAAAAACUGUCCAAAAUUUACAUUCAAAACAAUGGCGUACCCCAAGGAUCUACACUAUCGGUAUCGCUUUUCCUAUUAGCGAUUAAUGAUAUUCCACUAGGUAUACAACCUCCUGUUAAGUGCACACUAUAUGCUGAUGAUUUCAAUAUAUUCUGCAGAGGCAUCAAUACAAAUAGAACUAUAAAAUACCUACAGAAUGCAAUAACUGCACUACAAGACUGGUCACUUGUCUCAGGUUUCUCUUUUUCAGUCGAAAAAUCACAAUGUAUCUUCUUCACUAAUAAAAGAAAUAUUGGUAACACCACCAUAUCUAUGAACAACACCCCCAUACCAAUAAAAAACACCAUCAAAAUAUUAGGCAUACGGUUCGAUUCUAGAAACACGUGGAUACCUCAUCUCAAGACCACCCGAAAAGACGCACUUCUAAGAAUGAAUACGCUUAAAUGCCUCGCCCACAAGUCGUGGGGAAGUCACUCUUCUAGCCUUUUACAAAUAUAUAAAGCAUUUAUUUUCUCCAAACUCGAAUACAACUCUUAUCUGUUCAUAAAAGCUAAGGCAACAGCACUCAAAAUGAUUGAUACCGUACACAACACAGGGCUAAGACUAGUUACUGGGGCCUUUUGUUCAAGCCCGAUUCCCAGCGUCCUUAAUACAGCCAGAAUAACCCCACUCGACAUCAGGAGAGUACAUAGCUCCAUACUACUAGCAACCAGACGCACCCAAAUCAACCUCAAGGUAAUGAAUCAAAUGAAUGACACCCUUAAAGACCUUCCAUUUUCUCACCUGAACGUUAUCAAGAACGAAAUCAUACAGACACUCCCUUGGCUAUUAAACAACCCCAUUAACAGUGAACUAAGUAAAUAUUCGAAGGACGACACCGCACCCAUAAUUUAUAAACAACACCUAUGUUCAAUCACCUCCAGGUUUCACGAUUGUACCAAAAUAUACACGGACGGUUCCAAAAUGGAAAACGGUGUCGGAGAGGCUGUAGUAGUCCAAGACCACGUUUCCAUGCUGAGACUACCUAAUUUUUGCUUAAUAUACACAGCCGAAGCAAUGGCCAUAUCAUUCGCCCUAGACCUCAUCAAAACAAAAUGCAUACAUAAAGCAGUAAUCCUUAGUGACUCACUUAGUACCUUGAGGAGCAUUGAAAACAUCUCCAACCCAAAUGAGAUCGCCAGAAAAAUCCAGAACCAGAUCUACAACCUUACACAAACCGGCUACUCGAUUACCUUAAUAUGGAUACCCAGUCACAAUCAAAUUCCGGGAAACGAAAGGGCUGAUGAAAUAGCACGCCAAGCAAUAACCUCCACUAAUGCCAUUAGACUUAAUUACUUUACCCUGCACGACGCCAAAUCCAUAUCCAGUACAAUAGUAAACAACAUAUGGCAACGGGCAUGGAAUCAAGCUGGUACUAUUAGACAAAACCAUUAUGCCAAUCCUUCGUUUCCAAAUGAUAAAACACUAGCCAAAAUGGAACGAGACUCUUGUUAUGAAGUAACAUCAAACCAUACAAUUGGUUUGACUAAAUGGUUUAAUAACAAAACCGUAUACAUGGGAUCAAAUUUCAUUACAUUUGAUAACUCUAUUAUUACCGUCAAAAGAUUUGAUAGAACAUUAAAAACUAUUAUAGAUAUUGCACACCCAGAAGAAGAACGACACAACUCAAAUAUAACAAUUAUACAGUACAGGUAA